UGGAGUUAGUUGAGUUCUGUUUCGCAUGUUGUUCAAAUGUUGUUCGCAUUCGCAUUCGCAUGUUAUUCGUUGUACGUUAUUCGGGUGGGUCGUUUUUGUUGUAAUUUUUUAGUGACACAUUAAAAUUGGAAAUUCUAGCGGCGCGCUUCUAAUUUAUGUUUGUACGGCAUUUUUGCAAGUUUUAUCUACUCCUUUCUUGUUGGAAAAUAUUGCGGUAGUGUAAAGUAAUUUUAUUUUCCAAUUAUUGUUGAAAAGUUUGGAAUAAGUGCAUACCUACGCUACUGAAAAUCGAAUUAGGUGGUGGCCGUGGUGACGUGACGGCAGUAAACGUAGUAGCAACAGCGAAACCCGAAACAGUUAAAAAGAUAAUAUAAAAAUAACGUAGAACAAGAAUCGUAGAAAUCCGUAACGAAAGGAGAAAAGCAAAGCUGGUCAAGUGCAAACGAAUUGUUGCUGGUCUGCUGCCUUGGAGUAGCACUUGGCGAGUUUGUGUCUUCUGCUUCCGUCGACUCGUAGUAACGUGGAAAGAAACGGACGUGUUGGAAUCGAAUACUUGUUUUACGCGACGCGAUACGCAACGAAAAAUAUAGUGAUUUUAUAAAAACAGGGAUUUCAAAACAAAAUCUUUGAUUGUUUAAAAUUGUUUGCUGUCUUUAGUUCUGUUUUUCUCCACAAAUCUUUCGAAUAACAUACGAACGCAUUCAAAAAAGAGUGAAGAGUGUGUUUAAAAAUAAUAACAUAAUUACGUGAUUACGUAUAGAAAGUGUGCGGGCUUGGAAAGUGCGCGAGUCGGGUUUGUGAUUUAACGUAACGUAUGCUAAUUAUUCAACUCUGAAUCGAAUUGUCGCAACUUAUGCCGUAAAUCGACGCCAUGUUUAAGUGCAUUCCAAUAUUCAAAGGCUGUAAUCGCCAAGUUGAAUUCGUUGACAAACGUCAUUGUUCGCUGCCCAGUGUGCCAGAGGAAAUUCUACGUUACUCACGUACAUUGGAGGAGUUGUUCUUAGAUGCCAAUCAUAUCCGAGAUUUGCCAAAGAACUUCUUCCGACUACAUCGUCUGCGAAAAUUGGGCUUAAGUGAUAAUGAGAUAGCCCGAUUGCCGCCAGAUAUUCAGAAUUUCGAGAAUUUGGUAGAACUCGAUGUAUCGCGAAAUGAUAUUCCAGACAUUCCUGAUGACAUCAAACACCUGCAAAACCUUCAGGUUGCUGAUUUCAGCUCAAAUCCGAUUCCAAAACUACCAGCAGGAUUUUCUCAACUCAAAAAUUUAACAGUUUUAGGUUUAAACGAUAUGUCACUUACUACAUUACCAGUUGAUUUUGGAUGCUUAACACAAUUGGAAUCAUUGGAGUUGCGCGAAAAUCUCUUGAAACAUUUACCCGAAUCGAUACGACAAUUGACGAAGCUUAAACGUUUAGAUUUGGGCGACAAUGAAAUUGAAGAACUGCCACCAUAUUUGGGCUACUUGCCCGGUCUGCACGAGCUCUGGCUCGAUCAUAAUCAGUUAGAAAGACUGCCACCUGAAAUUGGACUACUAACCAAUUUGACAUAUCUUGACGUUUCCGAAAAUCGGCUGGAGAAAUUACCAAAUGAAAUCGGUGGCCUCGUCAACUUAACUGAUUUGGAUCUGGCGCAGAAUCUGCUUGAGUCUCUGCCCGAUGGGAUUGCCAAAUUGAGCAGACUGACUAUACUCAAACUCGAUCAGAAUCGUUUGCAGAAACUGAAUCCGACUAUGGGAUGUUGCGAAAGCAUGCAAGAGCUGAUAUUGACCGAAAACUUCUUAUCAGAAUUACCCGUAUCGAUCGGGCAAAUGACCAAAUUGAGCAACCUGAACGUGGAUCGCAAUGCGCUGGAACACUUACCUGCCGAGAUAGGGAAUUGUGCAAAUUUGGGCGUUUUAAGUUUGCGCGAUAACAAAUUGAAGCGACUGCCGCCAGAGUUGGGCAACUGUACGGUGUUGCAUGUGCUGGACGUGUCCGGCAAUCAGUUGCAGUACUUGCCAUACACUUUGGUGAAUUUGCAGCUGAAAGCGGUUUGGUUAUCGGAAAAUCAGGCACAACCGCUGCUAACGUUCCAGCCGGACACCGAUGAGGCAACAGGUGAACAGGUACUGACAUGCUUCCUACUGCCACAACAAGAAUAUCAACCGAUUACACCAGACUACCCACCGGGUCUACUGUAUAGAUCGAGCGAAAAAUUCGAUUCGUCGGAGUUCCACAUUUACCAACAAAAAGCACGCGAACUUGAAACCGACUCCGAUGGCUGGGAGGAGCGUGAAGCUUCACGUACACAUUCCGUUAAAUUCUCCGAAGAAUCCACACAGGAGAAGGACACACCGUUUGUCCGACAAAAUACACCACAUCCCAAGGAGUUGAAGGCAAAGGCGCACAAACUAUUUGCCAAAGAUCGCAGUCGACCGGAUGAAGGCAAUUUGGAUACAGUCUCUGAAGAAGCUUCAGCAAAGUUCGCUGUUAGCGGCACAGCCAGAAUCGGCGCUAAUUCCACCAUAGUUGAGAAUAUAGCCGAGACAAAACCCAUCUAUGAGAAUCAUCAACAACAGCCGGUUUCGCCGAAAACGCCAACAACAGCGAUUUCAUUCGCUCCACAGACAGCGGGCGGACAGCAACAACAGUCCGCUGUUAAUGCCGUAACAGUACAUGAACCGAUUGCGAGUGUUGCGCCCGAACAUGGCAAUGCCGCUGUAGGGGUGGCUGCAGCAGCGGGCAGCGUUACCGGCGAUGAAGAAGAGGAAGACUUUGAUGAUGCGGAAAGGCGUGUAGGCUUUCAAGUUGAAGGCGAAGAUGAUGACUUCUACAAGCGGCCAAUGAAAUUGCACAGACGUGACACCCCGCACCACUUGAAAAACAAACGUGUACAACAUAAUCUCACCGAUAAAAAAUCUAAUGAAAUUCUCGCCAACGCUUUGAAUCAAGAAAAGAAAUCGGCAACACUGGCUCCUGUACAAUCGCCCAUACAAGAGAAUGAGGCUGCCGAGCAGAGUGAACAACUACUACAAUUGCAGCAGCAACAACCAUUUACUGCACCAAUUUCACCUAUACCACCGCCAACGGUGCCUGGUUCACUGCCAGCAGGACAAUUACUUGAUGAUGCCGUGGACGGUCUCACCGAACUCCGACUCGAACAGUACGAAAUCCACAUUGAGCGCACCACUGCCGGUCUGGGCUUGAGUAUAGCGGGCGGCAGAGGUUCCACACCGUUCAAAGGCGAUGACGAAGGCAUUUUCAUAUCACGCGUUACCGAAGGUGGCCCCGCCGAUUUGGCCGGCUUGAAAGUUGGCGAUAAAGUACUAAAAGUGAAUGGCAUUAAUGUGGUCGAUGCCGAUCACUAUCAAGCUGUGCAGGUGUUGAAGGCCUGCGGUGCGGUGUUGGUGUUGGUGGUGGAACGCGAAGUCACGCGUCUAAUAGGUCAUCCGGUGUUUAGCGAAGAUGGCUCCGUCUCACAGAUAUCGGUGGAAACGCGUCCAUUGGCCGCCGCAGCGCAGCAGCAGCAUGAAAAAUUCAUUCCGGCACCGAUUGAAAUUAUACCAGAACAGCAGCCGCUACAACUACUACAACAACAGCCACUCCAACAACAACAACUAGUGCAACAAGCGCCUGCCAACUUCAACAGCUAUCAAGCGAAUGUAUUUACAACACCAACAACAGCAGCAGCCGUAUCAACAAAUGCAGCAAAUUUAUCACAACAGCAACAACAACAACAGCUGCAACCGCAACAUGUUGGUGUGGGUGCAACAAAUGGCGUUUUGGAAAAUGGCAAGGAUGCCCCCUUGAGCUAUUUACAGUUGCACACGACUUUAAUUCGUGAUCAAAUCGGACAGGGCUUGGGCUUCAGCAUUGCUGGGGGCAAAGGCUCGCCACCAUUUAAGGAUGGCUGCGAUGGAAUUUUCAUUUCACGCAUAACUGAAGGCGGUUUAGCGCAUCGUGACGGCAAAAUAAUGGUUGGCGACCGCGUCAUGGCUAUUAAUGGCAAUGACAUGACGAACGCUUGUCAUGACGCUGCGGUGCAAUGUCUCACAGAGCCGCAACGUUUUGUGCGUCUGGUGUUGCAGCGUGAGUACCGUGGUCCCUUGGAGGCACCACUGAGUCCACGCAGUCCAGCUGUUUUGAAUUCGCUUAGUCCUUCCGGUUAUCUUGCCAAUCGGCCAGCGAACUUCAAUCGCUCCAUCGGCGACAUGAUAUCCGAACAAGCACAAACUAAUCUGCAACAGGCGCCCACAGCGGCACCACUCUUGGCGCAGCAGCAGCAGCAACAGCAAUACCCGGCACAACAACAAUUUAACUAUACGACACAGCCGGCAGCUUAUGAAAUAAACAAAACUGUUACGUUACCCAACACUACAGCGGCAGCAGCAGCAGCAACAUUAACAAACGCCACUGUAGGUGCUAACAACGCCCCGAAAACAAAUGGUUUUACGACUGCGCCAGCAACAACUGCGGCAUACCAACAGCCACAGCAGCAGCAGCAGCAACAAAUCGAUAAGGUCACAGGUCAACCUGUGCCAGCGCCCAGGCGCGCAAAUUCCAUACCUUUGGGAGAUGCGCCAGCGGAAGCCACACCAGCCAACGGUAAUGCCACACAGCCGCCAGAUGCGUCGAAUAAGCCAACAGCGACACCGAACAUAGCCACAGAUGCUUCUGCUGAAUCACAGAUGCCGCCACUUCGACCGCUGACCAGUGAGGAUUUCCAAGCAAUGAUACCGGCGCACUUUCUCAGCGGUGGCAGUCAACAUCAGGUGAAUGUGGCGCGUGGCAAUGAGGUGGGCGUUGGACCCUCGGUCACCGUAACGGUGAAUAAAGCUGUACCCGAUUUGCCCAUGUUCCCGGCAGCACCCACGGAGCUGGGUCGCGUUACCGAAACAAUAACGAAAUCCACAUUUACGGAAACCGUUAUGACGCGUGUCACCGAUAACCAGUUAGCGGAGCCACUGAUCAGUGAGGAAGUUAUCUUGCCGAAGAAUCAGGGAUCGCUGGGCUUCAGCAUCAUUGGCGGUACAGAUCAUUCGUGUGUGCCGUUCGGUUCACAUGAGCCGGGCAUAUUUAUAUCGCAUGUCGUGCCCGAUGGCAUCGCACACAAAUGCGGCAAACUGCGUAUGGGCGACCGUAUACUGAAAGUGAACGAUGUGGAUAUAUCGCGUGCCACGCAUCAGGAUGCUGUUAUGGAAUUACUGAAACCCGGCGAUGACAUCAAGCUGACCAUACAGCAUGAUCCGUUGCCACCCGGCUUCCAGAUUGAGGUAGAAAUUUUACAAACUGAGGAAAUCACCAUUAGUAAGGCGGAGGGCGAACGUCUGGGUAUGCACAUUAAGGGCGGACUUAAUGGUCAACGCGGCAAUCCAUGCGAUGCCACCGAUGAGGGUGUGUUUGUGUCGAAAAUUAAUUCCGUUGGCGCGGCCAGACGCGAUGGAAGACUUAAGGUUGGCAUGCGCCUGCUGGAGGUCAAUGGCCACUCGCUGUUGGGCAUCUCACAUCAGGAUGCUGUGAAUGUGCUGCGCAAUGCUGGCAAUGAAAUACAUUUGAUCGCGUGUAAGGGAUACGACAAAUCCAAUUUAAUUCAUUCCAUUGGGGCUGCUGGCGGCAUGAGCACAGGCUUCAACACAACUGGCAGCCGACACGGUUCGCGUGCUUCCGAAACUGGUUCGGAAUUGAGCCAAAGUCAGAGCAUGUCGAGUUUAGAUCGCGACGAAGAUGAGCGCAUACGACAAGAUUUUGAAGUUUUUACCCCAAAAACCGAAUCGAAUAACGAACCAUCAGUAUUGGCAUCUGUGGCGGCAUUGGCCCACUCGCCCAUCACACCGCCGAGCGUUGGCGUUUUGCCACAACAGCAUGCAGCUGAAAGCGAAACAUCCAAGACACACACCACAGCUGCUCCACAAGCACAACCAGCAGCAGCAGCAGCAACAGCAACAACACCAACUCCUCAAGAUGCACUCGCCACACUGUCGGACAAAGCGCUGGUGCAGUCCAAGGAAAAGAGUACACCAGAGAAGGUGCUUGAAAUCGUGCGUGCUGCCGAUGCAUUCACCACAGUACCACCUAAAUCACCAGCCGAACAUCACGAUCAGGAUAAAAUCCAAAAGACCACAACAGUUGUCAUUUCGAAACACACACUCGACACGAAUCCGUCGCCUGCGUUGGCGGCGGCCCCCUCCUCCGCCACACCGACAACAACUACCACAAGCACCACCACAACAUCACCACCUGUGUCACCGGCGUCCAGCAACAGAGAUGCUGCAGCGCCAGCUAGAGGCAAAGCCGUGACAACGCCACCAACUCAGCAACAGAACAUUCAGCAGCGGCGCACACCAACUCCAACAACAGUACAUAAAACGAGGGCUGAAACCGUAGCACAGCCUACAGACACCCGUUAUGAGUAUAAAGAAAUGGUGAAAAAUCAGUCGAUUACACGGCAGGAGGAUACUACACCACCAACGACAAAUAAAGUCAAGAAAGCCGAACCAAUUUAUAUAAUUGACGAUGAGGAGGAGGAGGAAGAAGAAGAAGACGACGAGCAGGUGGAUGCGCACUGUGAAGACGAUGCCAAAGCUGAUGCUGAUGACGAUGCCUUCGAUGAUACCUAUUCACCAAAUGUCUCUGCAGAUCAAGGUGAUACCGAUUCGGACUACUUUGACCGUCCACGUCCUUCGCCGCGUUACACCAGCGAUUCGGAGAAUGACUAUCGCCCACAUCGGCCGCAACACGAAAGAUUGGGAAAUAUUUCUGGUCGCAGCACGCCAGAUCUUUCAGGUUCCGCAUAUGGUGGUCACCGCAAAUCGGUUAGUUUCGAUCUCAGCGGCGAUGAAAGAUCAAAAUCUGACUACGAACGUUCACGUACUCCUGAGGGUUAUUCGCGUUAUUACGAUUCUGAGCAAGAGUAUGGUUGCGCACGUCCGCGUUUACCACGUAAAGGUAUACUGCGUUCGGCCAGUCCUUCGUCGUCGAAUAACUCGACACUGGAGCGUUGUAAACGCCCCGAAAAACUCCCUCCAAUUGUGCCUACAGUAGCGCGCAUCAAGGAAAUUGAUUCACCUACACUGCAACAUGUGCGCUCAGCUUCACCCAUGUCCAGUAGAGGUGGUAGUAGUAGUGGCUAUCGCAGUCCACCACCGCAACCCGAAAAGGUGACGGUGUCUACCGAAAUCGAAAGAGAGAAUCCAUUCCGCGAAGCUUUCCUAGAUAAAACCAAAAGCGAUGAGUACACUGAGCUGGCGAAGGCUAUGUCGAAAUCACCUUCGGCGCUCAAAUCACCGCGUGAGCAAUUUUUCUUUGGCUCGAAGUCGACGGAGAAUUUGUUAACGACAGAGCGUUCAGCGUCAAGUGGUCGUAGCACACCUAGUACAGUGGUUAGUGCACAGUCCAAAUCAACAGAAGAUCUGUUUUCAAGCUCAACUGGUGCCAAACCGAAGCGCAUACCACCACCCAUAUUGCCGAAACCGAAAACGAAGAAAGCUGAGCUGGUGCACAAUAUUGCGCUUGAUGCCUUCCAAAAAGCCGACGUAGGUUAUGGUGAUUUCACAGUCUUCGAACAUGAUCCUACCACGAAUACUAUACACGAAAUCCGUUCGCCGCCACCGCCCACAACACCAACCGUACCACUAACACCACCGCCUGCCGGUAGUAGUGCAAAGCUUCCAGUGCGCGUUAAGGCGCCACGUAGUCCAUCUCGGCCGCGUGAAAGUCCACCUCCUCCACCCAUCAACUACUCAACGAUGCCAAAGCCGUCUGCGGCAGCUGCAAAUGUGAGAAAAAGCGAAGAGACCUUCUACUUAGAGGUGCUCCCACCACCACCGCCUCCGCUCUCCGAUGACGAAAUACCGCCUUCACAACGUCGUCCCGGUGAGUUUAUACACGAAAAUUCACCGGAUCACAUACUGGUUACCGAAGAAGAGCACCGCACAAUUAUGCUGCAUGAAAAUGAAGUGCGGAACCAGCUGCGUGGUGUGAGCAGAAAGUCACAAAUACCAGAACUUGGCGCACCACACGAAGAAGCGCCACCAGUUCCACAUUACGCAAGCAUCAAACACUCGGUAAAUCCAUUUAUAGAUAGUUCAGAUGACAAUUUUGAUUCGUUACCCCUCCCACCACCGCCCGAACACCUGAUUUCCUCUGCGGCUCUGAAUCCCAGUUGUGAUAGUAGCUCCCAUUGCGAUAGUGAAUCUUCAACUAUUAACAUUGCUUCACCUAUUUCUUCUAUUACUUCUUCCAAUGCAAACAUGCAGCCGAGGUUGGAAUUCUUAACAUCAGCAGCAACAUUACAGGCAGGCAUUCCAUCCAAUAACCCACUCUCGCCCACACAAAUUUUCCCCACAGCGCAAAUAUUACCCGUUCAAUAUAGCAACCUACCACAACCCCAGCAGCCAAAUACCACUCACAUCCUAACCGGCCAAUUGGUCCCAACUAGCGCGAGCCACCACUUCUCUAAUUCCCCACAGAACCAGUCGCUAUUCACAGUAGGUGGUCUCGUACUGCUGCCACAAGCUCAAUUCACUGCAGCAACGUCGCAGGUGUCAUCGUCAUCGGCGUCAUCACCAUUGGUUACGACUCCCAUUUUCUUGGCCGCCAGUGGUGGUACGACGCCGGUCACCACUGGUGUAUACAUGAAACCACAAGCACUACAACAGCGGCCGCCACAACUUCAUCUGCAUCAGCGUACCGUUUUGUCACCAACAUCGGAACCCAUUACAACAACAAAAGUGCCUAAAUCGGUUUCUGAUAAGAAACGUUUCUUUGAGUCAGCCAUGGAAGAUCAACAUAAACCAUCACAAAAAACAGAAAAAGUUUUUUCAUUCCUGUCAAAGGAUGAAGUUGAGAAGUUGAAGCAAGAAGAAGAAAGGAAAAUCGCAACACUACGUCGUGAUAAGAAAUCUGGAUUAUUGGAUGGACCCGCCGCUGCAGCAAAUGGCAAUGAUGAGUAUGAUAAUGCUGCUGCUGCCACGGCUAACAGCGCUGCCGCCACCAUAUCGUGCCUUGCUGGCGAACCAAAUCGAAAACUACAAGCGAAUGACGAGGAUAAUUAUGAUUAUGAGGACGACGAUAGACAACGACGACUUGUUGUAGUUGACCAUCGUCACGUACUGCGCGAUACCAUUGUCGAGCGGGAUAAUUGUGAUGCGGAUGACAUGAGUAAUGCCGAUUGCACCACAAUAACAACGACAACAAGGAUAGAAUCAUCGACACCAACACCAACAACACCAUCAACGGCACCACAGUCACAAGCGGAGGCAUUAGCGGAGCUCGACGAAGCGACAGCACCGCAAGCACUACGAAUCAAGUUCGAAAAACCGAAGAAAUCGAAAAAGACAAAUGCAAAAUCGAAAUCGAAGGCGGCAGCACGAAGUGUGAGCACAACGCCUACAGAUGAAGAUGUAGCUACUGGGCUUGUCGCACACCGAAAAGCGCCACCACCGCCGACGACACCGACACCAGCCAACGCACAGCCGCCCACACAGUUAGCCGCCGAGUGGGGGAGCACACAAACGACGCAGUUGGCCGCAUUCAAAUCGCCGGCACUAGUUAAGUCCUUGACAGAGUCGGCACCUAGUGUUAUAACAACUACAAAAGCAACAAAAACAACAAAAAUAGUAACACCAACAGUAACAAUAGCGCAGUCGUUUAAACCUCAAGUAGAUACCGCACUUGCACUGUCUGUAGCAACAACAACAAUAGCACCCGCCCCCGCACCACGCGUCACAUCACAACAACAGCAACAACUAAGUAGCACUGUAGCGCAAUUUGUGGAUAUCGAACGCCAGCACGCUGAUGUCCCAAGCGAUUACAAUGAAGCCGAAGAUACGGCGAGUAGCAUUGAGAGUGUUAUUGCUGCGCCACCAUUAGCCACUUUAUCGACGAGCACGACGCCGAGUCGCACAGCCAACCAACAGAAGCCGUCACUGUUGCCGAAACCUAAAGUGAAAGUUGUGUUGCCACCUGCAUUGUUAUUACAACAACAGCAACAACAAGAUGAAGAAGAGUCUCACCACGACACAUCACCGACCACACCAUCCAGUCGCAUACCCAUACGCACGGCAAAUGCGGAGCGGCGCGCUUUGAAAGCGGCUGCCGCUGCUCUUGGUGGCGCUCAGUUGGCUGAAACUGCUACUUCCGUUGUGGUUGAGGCGCUGUCAUCUGAUGUGGUUCAACGCGAGCAGUCACCGCCGUCUAAUGUGCCGAUGAGCAAAGCAAUGAUUAAUGCUGAGAAACGCGCGUCUUGGCGUGCUGCUCGCUUGCGCUCCUUGGAACAGGGCGCUCAGGAGGCUCAAAGCGUCAUCAAGAAUAUGAAUAAAAUAGCGGAUGAUCUGCUGACGACACCCGCGACCACAGAGCAGACUAAAAAGAUUGUUUUUCCAAAAAUCGCAAUUAAAUCGAGCGAUGGUCCGGUUAUAGUACGUGAACGUGAAAAGAUACUCGAUGAAAAAAUUGUGCGGCGUACCGAAGAGGUGCCGUGUCCGCUAACGGGGCGUCCGCAAUUGCGUACUGUUGAGUACAUUGAGAAAACCAUCGAAACCGAGGUGGAAACUUGCCAGGAGAAGAUAAUCUCAUUAGAGUUGCAAGAUCCAGAAAACGAUGAUAACGACAGAUGGGACGACGGCGGAAAGGACAAAAUUAGCAAUCCAUUUGCAUCAUUGCAACAUGCAGCAAGUGCAAAACAAGGUACGGCUACAGUGCUGACAGCGACAGCAACACAAGCAAUCACAACGCUUGCGGAUGAGACAUUGGAGGAUGAGGAACCACCGGAGUUGUUGCGUGAAACUGCGCUGCUGGACACUGUCGACGAGGAUGACGAUGAGGAGGACGAUGAAGAGGAUGAUGAUGAUGAUGAGGACGACGAUGACGACAGCGACGAAGAAGAGGAUGAGGAUGACGAAGAUGAAGAGGAUGCCGCCUCCAUAGUAACUGUUCAUGCAAAUAAUGAAAAACUCUUCCUGCGCACCGAUGACGAUUCCGGUCCAUCUGAUGAUUUCGACAGUAUUGGUAUGUUUGGUCCUUCGUCCAUUGAUAGCGUGUCAUCCAUAUCCAAGUUGCGUAUACAACCCGUACCGAUAACAAUACACCAGACAUUGGCUAAGGAAGUCGUUGUUACAGCGCCUGUAGUGCCAGCUGGAGUACGCACAAUAACGAAGCUCGAAUAUCCCGCCCACAGUAUAACCGCAGCCAGUACUAUUGUGGAGGUGGUUAAUCCACUGAUAACCGGUGAGGGGCAGGUUAAAAGUCUUGCGGUGGGUGGCACAGCUGAAUGUAAGGGAAUAAUGGAAUAUCCAAUUUUCGACAAUGAAACCGAGAAGAGAUUGCGGUCGAAGCCAUAUGAUGACGAUAUAGACGAUAUUGCCAGGCGGAAAACGGGCUAUGACGAUGUAGUAGCAGAGGAGUACAACGUUGAUGACGAUGACGAUGAGGCUGAUAAAUUUUCAGCUGCGCCGACAGGCGUGCUACGUAGCGACACGUUUGUCAUGCCAACAGUGGGCCAACAACAACAGCAACAGCAGCAGCGACCACAAGAGGAGCUAUCAUUGAAUGCAAAAAUGAAGAAUGUGUUGAUGGAGCUAUUGGAGAACGAACGUGUUAAAUUGAAUUUACAGAAGAGUCUGGAAGAGGAUGAUGAGAAGGUACAGCACGAACUCGCCUACGGGGAUCCUGACGAUGACGAUGACAUGGUUGACUAUGCGGUAUUACAUGGUGCGCACCUCAGUGGGAUUAGUCGUUCGGCAGCCAGAGCUGUUAGUGAUGAUAAUGGUAAUGAGCGUCUGCUGCAAGAACUAAUAAGAGACAGUAAUAGGAAUACAAUCAAAAAGCUAGCAGUUGGUUACGACGAUGACGAAAGCGAUGAGGAUGAUGAAGAGGAUGAAGAUGAAGAGGAAGAGGAAGAAUCUUUGGACUCUAGUGAUUCAGAGGAAGAAGAUGGCGAGGCAGAAGAUGAUGAUGAGGCUGUAAAUUUAACAUUUGAGGAUGGUUGUCAGGUGAUUGAGAACCCCAAUGCGGAGUCAACGCUAAAACUACAAAAAUCACAAACGUUUACUUCCAUGAAAGAGGCGGAUCAGACCGAAGACAAGCAAAGUGGCGUUGUACAGGUAGAGGACGUAGAUAAAGACAUCGAACAUACUGUCGAAAAACUGCAAGCCGAACAACGCAAGCUCGAAGAGAUCACGAAACAACUGCGCAAAUCGGUUGAAAACUUGCUAGCCGACGACGAUGAAAUCGCCACCGCAAUUAGCCAAACAGUUAUAGACGACGAUGUAGUAAUUAAAAAACCGAAACAAAAUGUCUACCACACCGUCGAAACGAAGACUGUCAUCGGCGAUGAUGGUGGCAAGAAAACCAUUAUCACCGAGACGAUACGCAAACCCGAGAGCAAACAAACGCACCACGAACAACAAAGUGCCGAGUCCGGCGAGGCACUUUUCAAUAAACUACUACAUGCCGGUGGCGAUCUCAAGCAGAUAUUCGAUCAGCAGACGGGCGAGAGUGUAAUUACAACCACCACCACCGAUGCUGAUGGCACUGUCACCACUACAACAACAACAAUAUCGAAUGUGAUUAAAAGUGGCAUCCCCAGAGCGGUUGUGUUGAAAUCAGAAGCCAACAACGCAGCAGGCAGCAGCAGCGGCAGCCAGAGUGCGCCAACGAAACAAGACAAGCAACACAGCAAACAAAAACGAAAAGGGAAGAAUGGCAAGAAGUAAAAUAUGACACAAAAUAAAUGGCAAGAUAUUGCACUAAAUCUAACAACAGCCCGGCAGCACUGCACGUUGCAUGUGUAUACAGAGGCGUAUAUAUGUGGCUAUGUGUUGGGGGAAAGUGUGGGGCCAAGAAUGAUAAAUAUGCGAGAAACAUAUUUACCGUUUCUGCAACCAGUUGCAUUUUGUUAAGAGAAGAGAAGUGGGUGUGUAUAUAUAACAAUAUGCAUAAAUAUAUUGUGUAGGAUUAUGCAACAGAAAACGGGGUAUAAAGUACUAUAUACUAGAAAAUACUAGAAAUGUAUACGAGUAUAAGUGUCCAAUAGCGGAGAGUUAAGGAUGGGAUCAGCAAUUGCUCGGGGUCGUAAAAUAAACAAGCGGCAGCAUACAUACACACGAGUAUCUGUAUAGAUGUGUGAAGUAUGUACAGUAAAAGAUACUGGAAAAUGAUGAAUAAUCAAUGGAAAUGAAGGAUGGAAGGAGAAGUGUAAAAUUAAUUUGAAAUUUUUUUUAAAUAAAAUAUUUUUUUAAAUAAAAAUUUUUUUUUGUAAUAAAAUUUUUAAAAACUUUUUAUGAAUACUUUUUUGAAUAUUUUAAAUUAAAAUAAAAAUUUUGUGAAUUUUUUAUUAUUAAUAAAUGGAAAUGAGAAAAGGAGAAGUGUAAAAUUAAUUAGAAUAUUUUUUUUAAUAAAAUAAUUUUUUUUUUAAUUUUUUAAUUUGUUUUUAAUAAAAUUUUUUAAAAAUAAUUUCAUUACAUUUUUUUUAUAAAAAUUUUUUGGAAUUAUUUUUUAACUUUUUUAAUAUUAAUCAAUGGAAAUGAAAAAAGGAGAAGAGUAAAAUUAAUUUGAACAUUUUUCUUUUAAUAAAAUAAUUUUUUUAAUAUUUUUUUUUUUUAAAUUCAAUUUAAGUUCAUUACAUUUUUUUAAUAAAAUUUGAAUUUUUUUGAAUAAAAUUUUUAAAAACUUUUUUUGAAUACAUUUUUUUGAAUAUUUUAAUUUAAAAUUUUUUAAUAAUGAUCAAAUCAUAUGAAAAUGGAAUGAAAAGUAAUUAUUUCGAAAUAUCAAAAAAUGUACCGUUAUUUUUCUUGAUUUGCAUGCUGAAUGUUAUUUUACGCCCCCCUGAGCCCCAGCAUAUGAAUCCUUACUCUAUAUAAUUUUUAUCAUAAAACAAUUUAUGUUAAUUAUAAUUUUAUACAUUUACAACAGCAUAUAUUAUUUAAUUAAUAAUAAUUAUGAAUUAUUGUACUUUAUUUUUAAUUAACCACCAUUUUGCAUUUAUCAUUUGUAACUAAUUACAAAGUUCAUAAUGUAAUCUUUUUUGUGUUUAUAUGCAUUUACAAUGACGAUACCCAAACGACAUUAGUUUUAGUAAUCCCACACCAAUUCUCAAGAUGAUGCUAAGAUCCAUAAUUUUCUUUAUUUUUUUUUAUAUAAUUUUCUAAGCGAAAGAUUUCAUUUAAUUGAUUUAAAUAAAAUUUUUGUUUGCUUAUUGCUAACGCACUAAUUUUUACAUUUAUUUUUGCUGUAUUUUUACUUUAUUUUUUAUGCUUCCCCAAACGUUUAUGUGGUUUGUUUUGCUUUUAGGCGAAAAAGUGACAGCUGAAAUGACCUUAUAGCUAAGCAUAAGCUUGUUUGCUUCCAAUAUGAUGUGCGUAGAUUUGAGCGAGAAUGUGCUCGCGAAAAAUUAAAAAAAAAAAAUUAAAAUUAAAAUAAUAAAUUUGAAAAUAUUUUAAAGCAGAAAAAUAAACGAAAAUAUUAACGAAAUGAAAUCAGACAAAAAAAAUUCGUCCUUUUAGUAUGUAAAACGAUGUGUCCAAAAAAUUUUAAUUAACGAAUGUGAAACAAAUUUUAUUAUAAGAAAAACAUUAAAAAAAAAAUAUUUUUAUUAAAAAAAAUUAUUCUAAAAAUUUUUAUGAAAGAAAAAAAUAUUAUUUUAACAAAAAAUUUUGAAAAUUCAAAAGAAAAAUCUUACAAAAAUAUAAAAGAUUCUCAAUUUGAUGAUUUCGUUUAAAACAACUUUAAAAAUUUAUGAGUAUUUUAUCGUAAGUUAUUUUAUGUAUUUCUUUUUUUUUCAUCAUUCCGUAUGUAAUUUGAUUUCUUUACACUAAUUUAAUAAUAAAAUAGCAAACUGAAUGUAUUUUGCAAUAGAUUUAAGUUACAUUUAUACACACACACAAAUGAUGAACGUCUCUAUAGAAAUGUGUGUGUUAAUCUACAGUUAAACUUAUUUGUAAUGCAAAUUGUAAUUCAAUUUUACGGUAUUAUAAUAUUAGAUGUAUGCAAAUAUACAUAAAUACAUACAUACAUAUGUACUCGUACAUGCAGACACACAAAUAUUCAUACAGGUGUAAAUGCAAUGCACAAGUAAUAAAUUAAGUAGUGUAUGUGACGCUGCAGUUAAAAUACAAACAAACAUGAAGGUAUACAUAUGAAACUAUAACAGAAAUGUGGAACACACAUCUUCACAUUAUUGUGUUUGUAUGUGUGCGUAUACCUUGUACUAAGCAUAUUAAACCCGCAUAUGUGAAAUAUGCAUAUUUGUAAAGUGACAAUUUUAUAAGAACUUUGUGCAAAAGAAAAAAGUUGAAAAUAUUGAAAACAAAUUAUUGCAUAUAUUUUAUAGUAGAUAACUGAAUUUAAAUGUAAUAAAAUUUGAAUUACUUUUAUUAAAUGAAA
This is a messenger RNA of Zeugodacus cucurbitae (melon fly), 15356 nucleotides long. RefSeq names its product protein lap4 (gene scrib). Lineage: Eukaryota; Metazoa; Arthropoda; Insecta; Diptera; Tephritidae. The record is from RefSeq and is a predicted model, not a curated record. Gene Ontology annotation, cellular component: postsynaptic density; postsynaptic membrane; adherens junction. Gene Ontology annotation, molecular function: protein binding. The transcript is spliced from 34 exons. Gene Ontology annotation, biological process: neurotransmitter receptor transport postsynaptic membrane to endosome; neurotransmitter receptor transport, endosome to postsynaptic membrane. The coding region runs from base 872 to 12688 and encodes 3938 amino acids.